AUGGCUUCUGGUCCUGCCCCUGCUUCUCCCUCCCCUCCCCCUGCUUCCCAGUCCCUUUCUUGGAGUUCCAUUCUCGCGACUGGUUCCUCCUCUUCCUCUGAUGGCCUUCCUCUGCAUUUUGUUCCACCUUCUGCUCCUGGUUCUUCGAAGGUGGUUUUCUGUCCUCCUGAUCUGCUCUCGGAUGAAGCAAAGCUUUGGGAAGAUUGUCUUGUGGGCCAUUUCCUGGGUCCUCGUCCUACCUUUCCCAUUGUCAAAUUGUCUCUUUCUAAGCAGUGGCGCCCCCAAGGUUCUCUGGAUACCUUCCUGCUCGACAAUGGUUUCUUCAUUUUUAAAUUCUCUUCCCCUUUGGACAAGUCCCGUGCCCUUGAAGGGGGCCCUUGGCUGGUGGGUAAAAGGCCAAUCUUCCUGCGUCAAUGGUCUCGUCAACUUCAGCUCCGGCAACUGGAUUUUUCAUCCAUUCCUCUGUGGAUUGCUUUUCCUGGCUUGCCUCUUCAUUUCUGGUGCACUGGCGGCCUUAGUCUAAUUGGCUCUGCUUUUGGCAAACCUCUGUUCUCUGAUUUGCAUACUCGCAGGAAGGACCGUCUUGCCUUUGCGAGAAUUUGUGUUGAAGUUUCUGCUGCUGAGUCUCUCCCGUCGUUCAUCACUGUCCAUGAAGGUGAAGGUCACUCUUUUGAGCAGGAAGUGCACUACGAUUGGCUGCCUCCUCAGUGCCUGACUUGCAAAACUUUUGGACAUGAAUCCCAGUUCUGUACCUUUGUCGCUAAACCCCCAGUGGUUGGAGGACCUGAUUACUGCAACCCUGCCCCUUUGGAAGGUGAUGGUCCUGCUUGCUCUGUUGGAGUUCCUUCAGUUAGUGCUGAGAUUCCGGCUACUGUUGAAGCCGAGAAGAUACUUCUUCACUCCAAGGAUGUUGGCCCUAGCUCUCGUGGUAGUUAA
Molecule: messenger RNA, 936 nt
Organism: Telopea speciosissima
Lineage: Eukaryota; Viridiplantae; Streptophyta; Magnoliopsida; Proteales; Proteaceae
Exons: 1
Coding region: 1-936 (311 amino acids)
Source: RefSeq, a predicted model, not a curated record